This is a messenger RNA of Drosophila santomea, 651 nucleotides long. RefSeq lists its product as uncharacterized. The coding region runs from base 1 to 651 and encodes 216 amino acids. The transcript is spliced from 2 exons. NCBI's taxonomy places the organism in Eukaryota, Metazoa, Arthropoda, Insecta, Diptera, Drosophilidae. The record is from RefSeq and is a predicted model, not a curated record.
AUGGCAACAAAAACAGUUAGCCUCGAUAAGCGACAAGCGGUCCCGGCUAUACAGACCGGCAUGGACCGCUACAUCCAGAUUAAGCGCAAGCUUAGUCCACCCAACACGGUUGGCAAUAAACCCAAGAUCAAUCGAACCAACAAAAGCACCGAUCAAACGAGGAGCUCCAAUGAAAACCGAUUCUCCAUCUUAGCAGAGGCGGACAACAACCAACCAGAGUUGGAGCAGGAAACCCAAAGGAAACCUAAGCCCCCCCCUAUUUACGUAAGGGAAAAAAGUUCAAGCACCCUGGUCAACAAAAUUGUUGCGCUGGUCGGGGACGAGAAUUUCUAUGUUGUUCCGCUUAUUAAAGGGAACAUUCACGAAACAAAGGUUCAAACGAAGUCUGAAGAACACUUCCGAGCUGUGUAUAAGUACCUGGAAGACACAAAAAAGAACUUUUACACCUAUCAACUAAAAAACAGCAAGGGACUGCAAGUUGUGCUAAAAGGGACAAAGAUAGAGCCGAAUCAUUUGCCUUACAUCUCAGAGGCGUCUUCCAGCCGAUCCCCGCAGCAGAUGAUUAUGUUCCUCCGCAAAUCCACCUCGAAACUGAAUCCACGCCAACUACAUUUCAGCCGAACGAGAUCACAAAAGUCAUCAGGGAGCUAA